Molecule: messenger RNA, 1479 nt
Organism: Salpingoeca rosetta
Lineage: Eukaryota; Choanoflagellata; Craspedida; Salpingoecidae
Exons: 6
Coding region: 36-650 (204 amino acids)
Biological process (GO): signal transduction
Source: RefSeq, a predicted model, not a curated record
UGCAGGACUUGGAAGUCCAACACAGCGCCAUCUUCAUGCUUUGUUUAUUGCUGCCAAAGGAACACUUACACACUCUCAGCUUCUUGCUGCUGCUGUUUCGGGACAUUGCGCAGCAGGACAGCACCCAGAUGACGAUUGAUGCGCUCGCCUCCAUCCUGGCACCAAACCUGAUCAAGCCCCUCGACGAUUCCGAUGUCACGUCUCCACGCGAGCUCGCCAACCACGCGUCCUGCGUCGGCAUCACUGCCCUCUUGAUCGAGCAUGCUGACCAGGUUGGCACUGUGCCCGUGCCCGUGCUGGAGGCGGCACAGCAGCUUGACGAGGACACGGCACGCGUCGAUUAUCAGAAGGCAAUCUCGGGUCGCAGGCGGCGCAGGUUCAGGUGGUUCCGCAAGAGACGACAGUUGCCGCGAAACAGCGGCGCUGUCUCCGUCAAAACACUCAACCUCCUCAAGCAGUCGGAGCGGGCGGUGCGUGACCAGAGGAGUCCGUCGAUGGACCGGCGCAUGCCGAAUCGGGGGUCCACAUCGAGCGCUGUGCAGUACAGCCGCGUCCUCAAUCUUCGCAGCAGUGGUGACAUGACCGCAAACGGAAGCCAGGCCCAAACCGCAGCCCCCUCCAAACCAUCCCCACUCAGAAAUGCGUCGUGAUAGCUUGUCAGGAACAUCAUCCCCCCCCCCAGCAAUACCCGCCCUCGCUGAUCACUUGUUUUGUUUUUUUUCUGUGCACGUCGUGCUGCCUUGCGUGUGAUUGGUGGUGUCGCUGGCGCAUGUGUCAUUGGUGUGUUCUGUUUGGCCUGUUGUUUGGCCUGAAAUACGGUCUUGGUGAUUAAUCAAGCAUCCAUGAAGCAAGCAUUGCUUCCUCGAUGCUGUUUCUGUGAUUUUGUGCGUGCGUGUGUGUGUGUGUGUGUGUGUGUGUGUGUGUGUGUGUGUGUGUGUGUGUGUGUGUGUGUGUGUGUGGUUGUGGCUAUAGUGAGUGAUGUACCGCCUGCUUUUUGGUGGCGGCAUCCGAUCCCCAUUGUCCCCUCGUUCUGUUUUGUCUCUCUCACAUUUGUUUGCUCUGCUUUCCUUCUGUCUACGCAUGCGUGCCUGCUUUGACUUGCCUGUGCAUGCACCCUUUUCCCCCUUGUUACGCUGGCAUUCGCUUUGGUUGCCCUGGUGUGUUCCUCGUCCACUGCCCCUCUCAUCUUGCUUCCCGUGCUUCUUGUGUUUCCAAUGGUAGCUGUGCUCUUGUGUGCGAGUUGGAGAAUGCUUGUGCACGUUUGUUUCGUGUGUACAGUUGUGCUGCGCCCCAUAUGCGUGUGCGGCAACAACUGCUUGUUCCUUCUCCUUUUCGUGUGUUAUUCUAGAGAGAGAGUGAACGAGACUCGUAGCCCUUUGCUCGUGUCAUGUGGCGUAUGGCGUGUGUCUGGAAAGCGAACGGUCCAACAUGCGACAUUCGAAGUGGACCGCGAUGAAUGAAACAACAACACAACACAGA